GUGCUGGGCGCGCGGCCCGCGCAGGCCGGUGGCGGCGAUGCCGGACCCCGCGGCGCACCUGCCCUUCUUCUACGGCAGCAUCUCGCGCGCCGAGGCGGAGGAGCACCUGAAGCUGGCGGGCAUGGCCGACGGGCUGUUCCUGCUGCGCCAGUGCCUGCGCUCGCUGGGCGGCUACGUGCUGUCGCUGGUGCACGACGUGCGCUUCCACCACUUCUCCAUCGAGCGCCAGCUCAACGGCACCUACGCCAUCGCCGGCGGCAAGGCGCACUGCGGCCCCGCCGAGCUCUGCGAGUUCUACUCGCGCGACCCCGACGGGCUGCCCUGCAACCUGCGCAAGCCGUGCAACCGGCCCGCGGGCAUGGAGCCGCAGCCUGGGGUCUUCGACUGCCUGCGCGACGCCAUGGUGCGCGACUACGUGCGCCAGACCUGGAAGCUGGAGGGCGAGGCCCUGGAACAGGCUAUCAUUAGCCAGGCCCCCCAGGUGGAGAAGCUCAUCGCCACCACGGCCCACGAGCGGAUGCCCUGGUACCACAGCAGUCUGACGCGCGAGGAGGCCGAGCGCAAACUCUACUCAGGCUCGCAGACCGACGGCAAGUUCCUGCUGAGGCCCCGGAAGGAGCAGGGCACGUAUGCGCUGUCCCUCAUCUACGGGAAGACGGUGUACCACUACCUGAUCAGCCAGGACAAGGCCGGCAAGUACUGCAUCCCUGAGGGCACCAAGUUCGACACGCUGUGGCAGUUGGUAGAGUACCUGAAGCUGAAGGCUGAUGGCCUCAUCUACUGCCUGAAGGAGGCCUGUCCCAACACCAGCGCCAGCGCCGCUGCAGGGGCCGCUGCACCCACUCUUCCAGCCCACCCGUCCACGUUCACGCAGGCUCAGAGACGGGUGGACACCCUCAACUCCGACGGAUAUACCCCUGAGCCAGCACGCCUGGCGUCCUCAGACAAGCAGCGGCCGAUGCCCAUGGACACAAGUGUGUACGAGAGCCCCUACAGCGACCCCGAGGAGCUCAAGGACAAGAAGCUCUUCCUGAAGCGUGAGAACCUCCUCGUGGCCGACAUUGAACUUGGCUGUGGCAACUUUGGCUCAGUGCGCCAAGGCGUCUACCGCAUGCGCAAGAAGCAGAUCGACGUGGCCAUCAAGGUGCUGAAGCAGAGCACGGAGAAGGCGGACAAGGACGAGAUGAUGCGGGAGGCGCAGAUCAUGCACCAGCUGGACAACCCUUACAUCGUGAGGCUCAUCGGCGUGUGCCAGGCCGAGGCGCUCAUGCUGGUCAUGGAGAUGGCCGGCGGCGGGCCUCUGCACAAGUUCCUUGUCGGGAAGAAGGAGGAGGUCCCCGUCAGCAACGUGGCGGAGCUGCUGCACCAGGUGUCCAUGGGGAUGAAGUAUCUGGAAGAGAAGAACUUCGUGCACCGCGACCUGGCCGCGCGCAACGUCCUGCUGGUCAACCGGCACUAUGCCAAGAUCAGCGACUUCGGCCUCUCCAAGGCCCUGGGGGCAGAUGACAGCUACUACACUGCGCGCUCAGCGGGGAAGUGGCCGCUCAAGUGGUACGCGCCUGAGUGCAUCAACUUCCGCAAGUUCUCCAGCCGCAGCGACGUCUGGAGCUACGGGGUCACCAUGUGGGAGGCCUUCUCCUAUGGCCAGAAGCCCUACAAGAAGAUGAAGGGCCCCGAGGUCCUGGACUUCAUCAAGCAGGGCAAGCGGAUGGAGUGUCCCCCCGAGUGUCCGCCCGAAAUGUACGCGCUCAUGAGCGACUGCUGGAUCUACGAGUGGGAGGAUCGUCCCAACUUCCAGAUGGUGGAGCAGCGCAUGCGAACCUACUACUAUAGCUUGGCCAGUAAGGCCGAGGAGCCUGCGCAGAGUGGACGAGGGGUGGAGGCUCCGUGCGCCUGAGCCAGCCCAGCCCAUCCUGUGGACCCCACCCCAGCUACCCGCCUCUGCCCUCAGCCAUCCUAGGACCUGCAGGGUGCUGAGGCCAGCUCAGGUCCUCUCCCCAGACCAGCGUGGCUGUGGGAAGGGACAUCAGGCCUCAGACCCCCUCAAAUUCCCCACCCGGUCCCUGUACUGUUGGGCCAGGGAAGGAAGGGAGCCUGGGAGGUGGGUAUGCAGCCUGGUCCUGGGCUGAGGGGCCACCCUCACCAGGGGGGCCGUCCUCGGGACCCUGAAGGGGGCUGG
Messenger RNA from Marmota flaviventris (yellow-bellied marmot), 2179 nucleotides. It is a transcript of the gene Zap70, whose product is annotated as zeta chain of T cell receptor associated protein kinase 70. The record is from RefSeq and is a predicted model, not a curated record. Gene Ontology annotation, cellular component: cytoplasm. Lineage: Eukaryota; Metazoa; Chordata; Mammalia; Rodentia; Sciuridae. Gene Ontology annotation, molecular function: non-membrane spanning protein tyrosine kinase activity; ATP binding. Gene Ontology annotation, biological process: intracellular signal transduction; protein phosphorylation.